CAACAGCUCCACCAUGAAAGUUUUGGUUCUAUUGGCUGCUCUGGCAGGCAUUGCCGCCGCUGUUGAUUACUGUGCUCUGCCCACUUGCCUGGACAAGCACAUUGCCUGCAAUAAUAAGGGAAAUUUUAGCGAACUAUGCCCCAAGGAUGUGCGUCCCGUGAAGAUCGAUGCCCAUCAGAAAUUGAUUCUUUCGCUGUUCAAUGAGCUGCGCAACAAGGUCGCCGGCGGCGGUAUCGAGAAUCUGCCCAAGGCGGCACGCAUGGCUAAGAUGUCCUGGUGUGAGGAGCUAACCCACUUGGCGCUGUUCAAUGUGAAGACCUGCCAGUCGCUAAAGGACAAGUGCCGUAGUACCGAACGCUUUGCCUAUGCUGGCCAAAACAAUGCCAUUUUCAGCUACAGCGGUGCCGAAUCGGAGUACACCGAUGCUGAGAUCAUUAAGGAGCAAAUUGAGAAUUGGUUUGCCGAACGCACCAAUGCAUCUCCUGAAAUUCUGGCCAGUUUCCCCGAGGAGCUGCCCAACAAGGGAGUUGCCAAAUUCACCAUCGCUGUCGCUGAGAAGAAUACACAUGUGGGUUGUGCCGCGGUGCGCUUUUCCCGCGACUAUUACAACCACUUCGUCCUGACCUGCAACUUUGCCACAACAAAUGUGAUCGGACAGCCGGUGUAUACACCCGGCGAGCGUGCCACCUCUGGUUGCAAGAAUCGCUACGGCGCCGCCUUUGACUACCCCAAUCUGUGCUAUGCCAAGGAAAUCUACGACAAUGAGAAAAUUGUGCCCGACAUCAGGGUGUUCUAAGUGUGCCCACUAGCAAUAUAUAUGUUUAUGUAUAUAUAUCCAAACAAGCAAAUAAAUCGUUGACGACCUGAGAAUGAC
Messenger RNA from Drosophila virilis, 874 nucleotides. Lineage: Eukaryota; Metazoa; Arthropoda; Insecta; Diptera; Drosophilidae. The record is from RefSeq and is a predicted model, not a curated record.